Molecule: messenger RNA, 3660 nt
Organism: Ceratitis capitata (Mediterranean fruit fly)
Lineage: Eukaryota; Metazoa; Arthropoda; Insecta; Diptera; Tephritidae
Gene: nAChRalpha1
Product: acetylcholine receptor subunit alpha-like 1
Exons: 9
Coding region: 1178-2857 (559 amino acids)
Biological process (GO): chemical synaptic transmission; nervous system process; regulation of membrane potential
Cellular component (GO): postsynaptic membrane; synapse; neuron projection
Molecular function (GO): transmembrane signaling receptor activity; acetylcholine-gated monoatomic cation-selective channel activity
Source: RefSeq, a predicted model, not a curated record
GCCAUUCAAAAUUAACGCAACACUGCAACGCCAACGUAACGGUGGUGGAGGCAGAGGUGGGCAUGUAUCAUUAGCUAACGCCCACGCCACCAAUAUAACACCGACGGCGUUAGAGAAACAACCAACGAUUACAGCAAUACAGCUACCAACAACAAAGGAAACUGUUGCAACAACAACAACAAAAACAAAAACAACUGCAGUAUCAGCAUCAGCAUCAGUAGCAACUACAAUAGCCAGCAUUGAAGCCACAGCAAACACAUGCAUUGUCCGACAGCAACAACAACGAACAGUACAAUCAAUACAACAGCGAGAAUAUCAUACUCAACGGCAUUUGAGAUUAUUAGUAGCGCGCAGUAGCAGCAAAUUUGCUGCUGCUGCCGCUGCAGUCGCCGCCGCCAUUUUUGCUGCUGCCAGCGUAGCGUGCGCUGGCAUUUUGGCGGGCCGAACACGUGCAACGCCCGCCACGAACAAAGCCACCGCCGCCGCCGCCGCCGCCACAAAUGUCACAGACGCCAACACAAGCACAUCAGUUCGAUCUUCAGUCUCGCUCUCAGUCGCACUCACAACUAUAACCAAAGCCACAGCCACAGCCACAGCCACAAGCAAAGCCAAUGUAACCUCACAUGACAACGGUACCAGUGAAGGCUUUAGCGGUAGUGGUGCCACGAGUGCAGCUAGUUCGAUAAAUUCAAUAAAAGGCAGCAGCAGCGGCGGCGUCGCAUACACGACUACUACUCCUUCCUUGCCAAAGCAGUGCGCAAUUGUCAACGAUUUUUAUACAAUACAACGGACAAGCAUAUCGCGAAAAGCAUCAGCUUUUUCUACUUUGACUACUUCGUCUGCUUCCUCUUCUGCUCACACAUCCGCGUCAUGUGACAGCUAUAACGGUAGUAAUCGAACUCGUAGUAAAAAGAAGUGUCGUGGUCGCGUUCGUCGUCGCAGACGCGUUUGCUGGUAUUCAGCAUAUGCUCACAAAAAUAGUAGUGCUCGUAGUGAUCGUGGUAGUAGUAACGGUGUGAGUGAGAGUGGCUGCGAAUUGAGUUGCAUUGCAGGUGACGUAGAUGUUGACGUGGACGCCGAUUGGCGUACGAAGCGUUACGAGCACAAUAUCGGCGCAAGGUUGCGUUUUGUAGGCGAUGCCACGUCAAGCAGAACAAAGGGGUGGACCUGGCCUAAGAUGGGGAGCGUGCUAUUCACAGCUGUGUUCAUAGCGUUACAUUUUGCCACCGGCGGCCUGGCCAAUCCAGAUGCAAAACGUUUAUACGACGAUCUUUUAAGUAAUUACAAUCGCUUAAUACGGCCUGUAGGCAAUAAUUCCGAUCGUUUAACGGUCAAAAUGGGUCUACGAUUAUCGCAGUUGAUUGAUGUGAAUUUGAAAAAUCAAAUCAUGACGACCAACGUGUGGGUGGAGCAGGAAUGGAAUGACUACAAACUGAAAUGGAACCCAGAUGACUAUGGUGGUGUGGAUACCUUACACGUGCCAUCCGAACACAUUUGGCUGCCGGAUAUUGUGCUCUAUAAUAAUGCCGAUGGCAAUUACGAAGUGACAAUAAUGACAAAAGCAAUUUUACAUCACACCGGCAAAGUGGUGUGGAAACCGCCCGCCAUUUAUAAAUCAUUUUGCGAAAUCGAUGUCGAAUAUUUUCCAUUCGAUGAGCAGACGUGUUUCAUGAAAUUCGGCUCAUGGACAUAUGAUGGUUAUAUGGUGGAUCUACGCCAUUUAAAACAAACAGCCGAUUCGGAUAACAUCGAAGUGGGCAUCGAUCUACAAGACUACUACAUUUCAGUGGAGUGGGAUAUAAUGCGUGUGCCUGCGGUGCGUAAUGAGAAAUUCUAUAGUUGUUGUGAAGAGCCAUAUUUGGAUAUUGUAUUCAAUUUGACGCUGCGUCGCAAAACACUCUUCUACACUGUCAAUCUAAUUAUUCCAUGUGUGGGUAUCUCAUUCCUAUCGGUGUUGGUCUUCUAUUUGCCCAGCGAUUCCGGCGAGAAGAUCUCACUUUGUAUUAGCAUUUUGCUAUCGUUGACUGUGUUUUUUCUCCUGCUUGCUGAAAUUAUACCGCCAACAUCACUGACGGUGCCGCUGUUGGGUAAAUAUUUGCUCUUCACAAUGAUGUUGGUGACGCUAUCGGUUGUGGUUACAAUUGCAGUACUUAAUGUUAACUUUAGAUCACCUGUGACGCAUAAAAUGGCGCCAUGGGUGCAGCGUUUAUUUAUACAAAUUUUACCUAAACUCCUUUGCAUCGAACGACCGAAAAAGGAUGAUGCCAACGAGGACGACCAGCCGCCCGAGGUGCUAACCGAUGUGUUCCAUUUGCCACCGGAUGUUGAUAAGUUCGUGAAUUACGACUCGAAACGAUUUAGUGGCGACUAUGGUAUACCAGCACUUCCCGCCUCGCAUCGCUUCGAUUUGGCUGCAGCAGGUGGCAUAGCGCCCUGUUUUGGUGAUCCGCCCCUACCCUCAGCACUGCCACUGCCCGGCGCUGAUGAUGACCUCUUCAGUCCAUCGGGAAAUGGGGAUAUCAGUCCCGGCUGUUGUCAUGCCGAUCUGAGUCCCACCUUCGAUAAGCCAUAUAUGCGUGAAAUGGAGAAGACAAUCGAGGGAUCACGAUUUAUAGCGCAACAUGUGAGAAAUAAGGAUAAAUUUGAAAGUGUGGAAGAAGAUUGGAAAUAUGUUGCCAUGGUAUUGGAUCGUCUAUUCCUGUGGAUCUUCGCGAUCGCAUGUGUGGUCGGCACAGCGCUGAUUAUCCUGCAAGCGCCAAGUUUGUACGAUCAAUCACAACCGAUCGAUAUUUUAUAUUCAAAAAUCGCUAAGAAGAAAUUCGAACUGCUAAAAAUGGGCAGCGAGAAUAGCUUAUAGCGACCGCUUGGGUUCGCAGCGGGCUGGUGGAAUUUAAUCACCAGCUCGAUGCGAACCCUCUUCGCCGCACGCGAUGAUGAUCGCGGAUAAUACAACGAUACCAUUGCAAUGGUCGAACGUAUUUUACACAAUUUUAUUGGUGCUGGCGAAGAUAAAAACGAUGGCGACGAUAGUGACAAUGGCGCCGUUGAUGCCGACGAUGCCAACGAUAACGAUGCUAACGACGCAGCCGAUGACGCAGCUGAUGUGGACGAUGCCGAUGUAGUAGAAAUGGUUAACAUAAAAACUAAUAAAAAUAAUUUAGCUAACAAUGAUGAUAAGGAAAAAGUUAAAACAAAAAAAUUACCUAAUAAUAAAGAUUAUGAUGCGAACAAUGUCAUGAAACCAACUUUAACAACAACAACAACAACACUAACUAAUAAUAAUCAUAAAAAUAGUGCAAAAAUGCAAUUAAAAAUAGUUAUAAAAGAGAAAAUGCACGAAAACAUUUGGGUGUUCAAGAAUGAGCUUGAGGCACCACGACGCAUACUGGAUGCAGCUGAAGGCCUCAAGACGAUAGUAAGCGAAGAAAGAGUUGUGAAGAAUGGGACGAAAGUUGUUGAAGAGCAAUUGAUCAAAAUAAAAUUGUUGCCGUAAAGUAGUUGAGAAUUAGUGAAAAAUAAUGAAAAAUCGCAGAAAAAGCGCGCGCACACACACACACACUGCUCUGCCAAUGUAUAAGCAGUUAAAUGAGUACAUGUUUGUGUAUAUGUUUAUGUGAACUUGGAGAGAGCAUUGGUAAAUAAACGCAAAAUUCUACUGAG